AGAUGCACGGCAACUACACGGUAGUUGAUCACACGUAUGACACAGUAGUUGUAGGAGCUGGAGCUGGUCUCCGAGCUGCGUUUGGGUGUGCUGAGGCGGGCUUCAAGACUGCUGUUAUCAGCAAACUCUUCCCCACUAGAUCUCACACCGUUGCCGCUCAAGGAGGCAUCAACGCAGCACUGGGAAACAUGGAACCAGAUGACUGGAAGUGGCACCAUUACGACACUGUCAAGGGAAGUGACUGGCUGGGUGACCAGGAUGCUAUCCACUACAUGUGCCGUGAGGCACCCAAAGCUGUUAUUGAGUUGGAGAACUACGGAAUGCCCUUUAGUAGGACAGACGAGGGUUUGAUUUAUCAGCGCGCGUUCGGUGGACAGAGUUAUAACUACGGCAAGGGUGGACAGGCUCACAGAUGUUGUUGUGUGGCUGACAGAACGGGACACUCCCUACUUCACACACUUUACGGACGGUCCCUCGCCUACAACUGCAGCUACUUUAUCGAGUACUUCGCUCUGGAUCUUAUUAUGGAGGACGGAGAGUGUGUAGGAGUUACAGCUAUGUGCAUGGAAGACGGCAGCAUUCACCGAUUCAGAUCACAGAACACGAUCCUGGCGUCCGGUGGUUACGGUCGCGCAUACUUCUCCUGCACCAGCGCGCACACCUGUACUGGUGACGGUACUGCGAUGGUUACGCGCGCAGGACUCCCUAAUCAAGAUAUGGAGUUUGUUCAGUUCCAUCCCACAGGUGUGUACGGAGCAGGAUGUUUGAUUACAGAGGGAUGUAGAGGAGAGGGAGGUUUCCUUACUAACAAGAACGGAGAGAGGUUCAUGGAGAGAUACGCUCCCAAUGCCAAGGAUCUUGCAUCACGUGAUGUUGUAUCCAGAGCAAUGACAAUUGAGAUAAGAGAGGGACGAGGUUGUGGACCUGAUGGUGAUCACUGUCAUCUCCAGCUGAACCAUCUGCCACAAGAACAGCUAGCACUACGACUGCCCGGUAUCUCUGAAACGGCCAUGAUCUUCGCUGGAGUGGAUGUGAACAAGGAACCCAUACCUGUCCUGCCGACCGUGCACUACAAUAUGGGCGGUACACCCACUAACUGGAGAGGAGAGGUGAUCACGUACGAUGAAGAGAGCGGCUGUGAUAAGGUCAUCCCCGGAUUACUGGCCGCCGGUGAAGUUGCGUGCGCUUCCGUACACGGUGCCAACAGGUUAGGAGCAAACUCUUUGUUGGAUCUGGUAGCAUUUGGACGUGCUUGUGCUCACACAAUAAAGGAAGAUUACACGCCGGGAGCUGCUCAAGCUGAACUCAAGGACAGUGCUGGCGAGGCCUCCAUUGCCAAUAUUGACGAGCUCAGACACAUGGAAGGAACCGAACCUUCUGCUAAAGUCCGACUUGAGUUCCAGAAGACCAUGCAGAACUAUGCUGCAGUGUUCCGAACAGGAGAGGUAUUAGAAGAGGGGGUAGAGAAGGUGCACGAUGUCUACAAGAAGAUGGAGCACCUCAAACUUUCAGACAAAGGAAUGAUCUGGAACACAGAUCUGAUUGAGACCAUGGAACUACAGAACAUUGCACUCAACGCUGUGCAGACCAUCGAGAGUGCCUGUGCCCGCAAGGAAAGUCGAGGUGCUCACGCGCGAGAGGACUACCCAGACAGGGUUGAUGAAUUCGAUUACAAGAUUCCCCUGGAAGGCCAGGUAGAGAAGCCUAUGUCUGAACACUGGAGGAAACACACCCUCUCCUUCCAAAAUGCCAAAACUGGAGAGUGCACUCUUGAAUAUCGACCCGUAAUCGACGUAACACUCGACGAAGAGGAGUGCAAGACGGUGCCGCCUGUUAUUCGUGCUUACUAGAAGGGAGAGGAGAUUGUUACUCAGUAGUUACAGACUGUUGUUACCAUAGUUACCACUGCACUGUUGAGUGUUGCGGCACUAGAGUUACAGUUUACACCCUAAGUUAUUUGUAUAUUUCAUCGAACAUAAUAUUAUUAUUAUAAUAUUAUAUUGAUCCAUUUUUAGACUUUUGCAGACUAGAUAAAGCAACGCAUUUCGACUUUGGAGUGACCCUCCAUGAACGAUCCGUUAUUUGGAUUCGGAUCGCGUAAAAUGUCCAAUUUGGAUGAUGCAUGAAUUCCUGGUCAAUUACACAAACUUAAAGGACAGUAGAAAAGUUGUUAACAUUUUUGGGAUUAUCAAAAUUCAGUGAGGAGAGCCUCAGUGGCUGCGUGACCCGCAAUUUUGUGAACCCUCUUAACGUUUUGUAUAGUGUUGAUGUAUUUAUUUUCGAAUUCAAUUGACCUCUAAAAUAAAAA
Messenger RNA from Bolinopsis microptera, 2308 nucleotides. RefSeq names its product succinate dehydrogenase [ubiquinone] flavoprotein subunit, mitochondrial-like. The record is from RefSeq and is a predicted model, not a curated record. Gene Ontology annotation, molecular function: succinate dehydrogenase (quinone) activity; flavin adenine dinucleotide binding; electron transfer activity. Gene Ontology annotation, biological process: mitochondrial electron transport, succinate to ubiquinone; tricarboxylic acid cycle. NCBI's taxonomy places the organism in Eukaryota, Metazoa, Ctenophora, Tentaculata, Lobata, Bolinopsidae.